AUGCGUGUCUCCGCCACAAUCGGUGCUACACUCGCACUCUGCACUGCUACGCUCGCGUGGGAUAUCUCGUUCUACACCGACUCGAGUUGUGCUCAAGAUAAUGGCGACUAUGUCACCUAUAGUGGAAGUCAAGGCGGCAAUUGCCAAUGGCUGGGCGCUCAGCCCCCAAGCUGGGCUAAGUGUUCCAAAUUUACGAAUGGUGGGGUUAAUGGCCCUUUUGAUUGCACCGGGGAUGAUUUCACGGACGCCAAAUCAUUUGCUAUUGGCAGCGGCAAUUUCUAUCUAGCCGACGCUCGCUCUGCGAACAGCGGUAACUGUCAGACCGGAUUUGGCAGUUCUCAAAUCGGAUGUCAGAGCAUCCAUGUUAGGGGUUUUACACCGAAUUAA
Penicillium cosmopolitanum is the source of this 387-nucleotide messenger RNA. RefSeq lists its product as uncharacterized. The record is from RefSeq and is a predicted model, not a curated record. The transcript is spliced from 2 exons. NCBI's taxonomy places the organism in Eukaryota, Fungi, Ascomycota, Eurotiomycetes, Eurotiales, Aspergillaceae. Bases 1 to 387 code for a protein of 128 amino acids.